Messenger RNA from Scleropages formosus (Asian bonytongue), 3521 nucleotides. RefSeq names its product angiopoietin-like 2b (gene angptl2b). The record is from RefSeq and is a predicted model, not a curated record. NCBI's taxonomy places the organism in Eukaryota, Metazoa, Chordata, Actinopteri, Osteoglossiformes, Osteoglossidae. Bases 541 to 2085 code for a protein of 514 amino acids. Gene Ontology annotation, biological process: blood coagulation. The transcript is spliced from 5 exons.
GCGGCAUCGGUGUUGAAAAAGACUGACGCUUUGGAGCUGCGAGGCAGAGGUGAUGGAAUCAGCGCCGUGACAGGCUUCUCUCACAGGGCAUGAGAGAAGCACCUCACGGCUUGUGGUCGCCACGAAAACCUACCUGUCCAUCCGCUCACCUGCAAAAUAAACCGAUUGUUUUUACCGCCAAGCUGAAGGGUCUCAUUCUUUCUUACCCUCCCUCAGUUUCAGGUGUAUAUUUACACUCAGAACUUAACGUGCACCGGGGCACCAAAACCGGCAAAGACUUUCCUACAGAUCUGUUUGCUUCUUAAGGGUUUUGAAGGUUGAUCUUUCAGAAGGACAAAGGACCAGGUCACCAGGAGAAGAGAGACCAAGGUUCACAACCACAGUGCUUGACUGUGAUGAGUUAUUUCAAGGAGGUACCCAGGCGAUCUACUCCGCCGGGACGGCGAGGGGUCUGAGAGGAGAGCCGGUGCAGGCACCAUCACCCGACAGCUCAGAUCCUGGUAAGACACCUGGGUCAACCACACCCAUUUCAAGCCUGCCAUGAAGGUCUCUGCCGUGGUGCUUCUGGUCCAGUUCCUAAUAUCCGGCCUGUGCUCCGGGACACGGAAGGUCGAGGAGUUUGAGAGCAGCGACGCCGGUCCUGAGCGUGAUUUUCUCUAUGCGGAGCAACGGCACAGGCGCUCCACAGUGGACGGCCAGCAGCCUGACAAGUGCUCCUACACCUUCAUCGUGCCCCAGCAGAAGGUGACCGGUGCCAUAUGUGUCAACUCGAGGGAGCCGGAUGCUCUGCUGGAGAACCGCGUCCACAAGCAGGAGCUGGAGAUGCUAAACAGCGAGCUGCUCAAGCAGAAACGGCAGAUCGAGACGCUGCAGCAACUCGUGGAGGUGGAUGGCGGCCUAGUUAACGAGGUCAAGUUGCUCCGCAAAGAGAGCCGCAACAUGAACUCUCGCGUCACGCAGCUCUACAUGCAGCUGCUUCAUGAGAUCAUACGCAAGCGGGAUAAUGCGCUAGAGCUGUCGCAGCUCGAGAACCGCGUGCUCAACCAGACUUCUGAGAUGCUGCAGCUGGUGAACCGUUACAAAGACCUGGAGCACAAGUACCAGCACUUAGCCUCGCUGGCUAACAAUCAGACUGCUGUCAUUGCUCGGCUCGAGGAGCAGUGCCAGAGGAUGCCCGUUGUGACCCGGCCAGCUCCUCAACCCCACCCGAAGCCCUUCCCCCAGCCCCAGCCUCAGCCCCAGCCCCAACCGCCACCAUCACCGCCCAUCAGCAGGCCUUACCAGCCACCCACCUACACCCGCAUCAUCAACCAAAUCACCAAUGAGAUCCAGAGUGACCAGAACCUCAAGGUCCUGCCGCCAAUUCUCCCAACUAUGCCCAGCGGAACACACAGCCCCUCCACCACAAACAAGCCAUCAGGACCCUGGAAGGACUGCCUGCAUGCUUUGGAAGAUGGCCACAGCAGCAGUGGCAUGUACCUUGUGAAACCAGAAAAUGCCAACCGUCUGAUGCAGGUUUGGUGCGACCAGAGACAUGACCCUGGUGGCUGGACUGUCAUUCAGAGGCGGCAGGAUGGCUCCGUUAACUUCUUCAGGAACUGGGAGACGUACAAGCAAGGCUUUGGCAACAUUGAUGGUGAGUACUGGCUGGGCCUGGAGAACAUCUACUGGAUGACCAACCAGGGCAACUACAAGUUGCUGGUGACUAUGGAGGACUGGUCUGGGCGGAAGGUGUUCGCAGAGUACGCCAGCUUUCGGCUAGAAUCAGAAGCUGAGUUCUACAAGCUACGGGUGGGCCGCUACCAUGGAAACGCGGGCGAUUCCCUCACAUGGCACAAUGGAAAGCAGUUCACUACGUUGGACAGGGACCAUGAUGUUUACACAGGAAACUGUGCCCACUACCAGAAGGGUGGCUGGUGGUACAAUGCGUGUGCCCACUCCAACCUCAACGGCGUGUGGUACCGGGGUGGACACUACCGCAGCCGCUACCAGGAUGGAGUCUACUGGGCAGAGUUCCGGGGUGGAUCUUACUCUUUGAAGAGGGUGGUGAUGAUGAUCCGACCCAACCCCAACACCUUCCACUGAAGAGAAAAACGGGUAUUCUACUAUAGGCCUUAACUAGGAGCCCAUCUUCUGCUUGAGCAGAACCAUUCGUUCCACAUUUCUGCUCUGUCCCACCUCCCCUCUUUCAACCUUUCAUUUUGCCAGUGAAGUUUCCAAAUGACUGGAAGGGUAUUUACUCUACCAGGGCUGUGAAAACAGUGGGACUUCUGUGCAGUCCUGGUUUUAAAAGCCCUCCGGACGAGUUCUCAGAUGUGUUUCAGACCCAGCUGAACUGUAAGAGGACCACAGGGCUUUCAUAACAGCAGCACAUGGAGGCCUGGACACUCAGGAACACUCAGCUCAGUCACAGAGCACCAAACCACUUGCUGUUUUUUUUCCUUUUGCUUAGGGCCCCAGCCAGGGACGAAAACAGUAUUCACUUAUAAUUAUGAGCAACAAAUGAAAGCUUGUGAUUCGAUUAGAACUUUUAUUCUAGAACAUUCAUUCAGUGUAAAUUACCAAAGAUUUAAUGCAUGAAUGGUUUCUUCUCCAAGUCCUUCCCAGACUUGAAAAACAAGGGGAAAGAGGGAAAUAUGUUGAGUCCUAUAAUAUGUCUGCCCUUAGUUGUAUAAUACCACUUUGAAUAAUGCUUUACAACAUACAUGACACAAGGAGGUGUAUCUAGUGACAGUCUGUAAAAGUAUUUGCAGGAAGUUAUUCUCUUCAUUGUUAUUAAUGUAUGUAUGUAUGUGCCCUGUUUGCAUAAAUGACACGAUUAUUUAUUUACAGGAAUAAAGUAAUUCCAACAUUUCCUAAGAAAAAAUAAUAAUCUUCAAAGAUCAACAGCUCAAUAUUUACUCUUAUCACUCCAGUUACAGACAGUCUUUAACAAUAGACUUCCAUAGUGUCUUGUCUCAGAGAACUUUCUGGAACAAGAAGUAGGGGCAUAGUCAAAGUGAAAGCCUUGAUAAUUUCUAUAUUGUGUUGAAAAUUCAUUUAUUCACUCUUUGGGAAUGUUAAGUGUUAAAUGUUAAGUUAAGUUCCAGUUAAGCAGAUGUCAGAGAAAGUUCUUAUAAACAAUCUUUAACCUGGAGCAAAUGGAUUAUUUGAAUAUCCUCAAUAUCCUGAAUUAAAUCCCUACCAGUCAAGAUAACUUCUCCAUUAGACACUAUGGGCAAAAAAUAAAGAGGAAACAAAGAUACAAUCAUUCUGCUCAGCAACCAAACUACAACAACAAUUCUGUUCCAACCAGCUGACAAGAACGAAGAAAAAAAAUCCCCAAAUCCUUUCAGGCCUCUUAAUUGGAAAUAUAGGUUUCAAUAUCCUAUUUUCUUUUCAGUGACAACAUCAACAAGUGUACUUUCUUUCUUAUUUUUUGCUAUACCUGUCUGAACCAGAGGUGGUUCAUACACUGUAUGUACUGUAUAAAUUUAUCGCAAAGGUUCAACAUGUACAUAAAUGCAUUUUCAUAAAACUAA